AUGACCAAUGUUGGGAACGAGUAUGGUCAGGUCCUCAACUCUGUCCUCACAACCGGCGAGGGGGCUGGACUGGAUGACCUGUGCCAAGGGAUCGUCCAACGGUACAGGGAUGCUGGUGAGCCACAGCCAGCCGCCAUCUAUGUGGAUAGAGACUGUUGCAGUGACAGAGGGGUGAGCCCAGUUCUCCAUUGGUUUCGGCCAUGGACGUCCACUGUGCGGUUGGAUGUGUUCCACUUUAUGAGGCGAUUCACCAAAGGUCUCAUCACGGAACACCAUCCACUCUAUGGUACGUUCUGCUCCAAAUUGUCGAGCUGCAUUUUUGAGUGGGAUUACCAGGACAUCAGUAAUCUGAAGGAGGCGAAGCGGUCAGAGCUGAGGCAAAAGCAUCAGGGCUAUGAGCCAACAGAUGCCCAGGUGUUGGCGAGCAUCAGCCCUAAAGAACUAGCCAAGCACUGCCGCAGGAAAACCCGGGGAGUGGAGGAGACCCGUGCCCUCAUCAAAAGUCUCCUUGACUCCAUGUGGAACCUUGUGGACGGCACUGGGCUACACCUUAUUAACCACGAGCGCAUGUCUGAAGUGUGGAAGGUACAGCAAAAACACCUUGCCUGCAUCCAGGAUCCACCAGGAGUGCAGCUUUAUACUAACAUUGGGUCAGGGCUGGAGAAAGGAGACAAGACACUGGAUGUUCUAAGAUGCGCCAGAGGGUCCUCCUCUUUGGAAAGCUUUCAUAAGCACCAGUGUGCUUUCAUUCCAGGGUGGAGAUGCAAUGCAUUGCACACUCAGAUGUACAUGCUUGAGGGUGUGUCAAGGUGGAAUUUAAACCGGUCAGCACAAGCACUUUCAAUGACUGAGACAUCCAGGACAAAGCUGUAUGACAUUCGUUUGAUGUCCAAUGUAAAUGCGCUCAGCAACAAAGUCUUGGGAAAACCUCUUCUUCCAGAGUUUAUCCCCCCUGGGAAACCUACAGGAGAGCGAAUUGCUGUUGAAUAUCUUCUGGCACAAUCCAACAGAGGAGAUCUUCUGAGCCAGCAGACUGGUAAUGCUGACAUCCUGCCUGAGAUCUUGGAUGAAGACCUUGAGGAUGAAUGUCCUGAUGUGACCGUACCACAGGCUCAUGACCUCACAUUGCAGGUAAUAUUAUGUCAACAGUAUAUCUGGGGUCUGUUCUUCAUACGUGGAUUAAUCAGUCAGCUGGAUUUGAUUGUUGUCGAUUUGUCUUGAUCUUGAAUUAUUUAGUUCUUCGAAACUCAUCCUAGA
Messenger RNA from Misgurnus anguillicaudatus (oriental weatherfish), 1257 nucleotides. The record is from RefSeq and is a predicted model, not a curated record. Lineage: Eukaryota; Metazoa; Chordata; Actinopteri; Cypriniformes; Cobitidae.